Messenger RNA from Xyrauchen texanus (razorback sucker), 7325 nucleotides. RefSeq names its product alpha-2-macroglobulin (gene a2m2b). Lineage: Eukaryota; Metazoa; Chordata; Actinopteri; Cypriniformes; Catostomidae. Gene Ontology annotation, cellular component: extracellular region. The record is from RefSeq and is a predicted model, not a curated record. Bases 2219 to 5623 code for a protein of 1134 amino acids. The transcript is spliced from 26 exons. Gene Ontology annotation, molecular function: endopeptidase inhibitor activity.
UAACUCUUCCAGAGGCUCCUGGGGCAUAUGGCAUCCUCCGCGGUGGUUGCGCCACUGGGGUUGAUGCAUAUGAGACAAGCACCGUGUGACGAUCACCGCCGCCAGACAUUCAAACCCUGGAUAGACCUCUGCUUUCUACGGGCAGGAGUACCCUUGCAGCAGGUGUCCCACGCGUCUUGGUCACGACUGACACCUCCAGAUUGGAUUGGGGCGGCGUGUGCAACGGGCACACAGCUGCGGGCCAUUGGAGAGGGGCCCCGCUGCGCUGGCAUAUCAAUUGCCUUGAGUUGCUGACUGUUUUCUUUGCUCUGUAGAAGUUCCUGCUGUUAGUUAAUGACAAACAUGUCCUAGACAGGUCAGACAGAACCAUCAUGGUAGCGUACGUAAAUCGUCAAGGCGACGUACGCUCCACAUCAGACUCACAUCCCCGUCAACCUCAAUGUGGUAGCGGACGUGCUGUCACGAGAGUGGAGGCUUCACCCCCAGUCGAUCCAGCUGAUUUGGGUAAGGUUCGGCAAGGCCAAGGUAGACCUGUUUGCCUCCCGAGAAACCUCCCACUGCCCGCUCUGGUAUGCCCAAACAGAGGCUCCCCUCGGGGCAGACGCACUGGCACACAGCUGGCCUGCGGGGCUGCGCAAGUACGCAUUUCCCCCAGUGAGCCUUCUAAUCACUCUUGAAGAAAUAUUAGAAUGUGCCAAGCGCCCUUUCCCUCGUCCGAGGUAAAAUUGUGCGCUUUUUCUCCCAGGAGAUACCACUCUUCGGAUCACUGGAUGAUUCCUCCCUAGCCCUUGUCGGUCCGCAGUUCAGCGGAGGAACUCGCAGACCCAAUCCACUGCAGGUACUUAAUCUACCCUGUACUGGAAAAGGUGCUCCACAGGGCAGGACUCCUACGUGGACUCCCCCUGUGUGUAUUAUCCACGUUACGGUCAUCUUACAAGUGGACCCGCGUCUCCCUUAGGCAGUCCCAGCUGCCCUCCGGUCGCUGUGGUCAUUGGCAGCAUAAACACUAGUUAAAAUAUCAUCUAAACAUUCAUAUUCUUUUUGUAUCAUAUUACAUAUCAUAUUUAUAUCAUACAGCAUAAAAUUUAAAUACCUGCUUUAGCCGAAACAGCAAUUAAAUGUAACGAAAACUUGCUUAUUAGGACAUAUUUCAAAUUUCAAUACUCUGAAUCCUGGCUGGCAAGUCUGGAAACAGUCCCACUAGUAAAAUAUGUACAUGUUUAUAUAAAAUAGCAUGUCAACUAAUUAAAAUUAAAUGACUUAUAUAAAAUGACAAAAUUGUAUCCUCGGCUGGAUCAAAGCUGGAUUUUUAAGCUUUCUUUAGACAUGUUUCAUGUUUGUCUGAUAAGUAUUCGUGGAGUUUCAGUUCAUUUUUGUGACAUGUUUCAGAUAUAUGCUUGUGAACCCAGAGACUGCUUACAGCUCACCCUUUUUAUUUUCUUUAUUUUACAAAAGCACAAGGUUUUGUUGUUAUUGUGAGUGUACACAAAUAAAGGUAGACCCUUUAUAGUGUCUAAUGAUGUCUUACACUUAUCUGAAUGCCCAAAAAUGACAGACAAAUUUAUGUUGUUUCUGCUGUAAUGACAAAAAGAUCCAGCAGGAUGCGCCGGCGCAGCCAUCGACCCCAGAGGGUUAACUUGCAUCCAUCAUCAAGAUUGGUUCACAGCAGUAGACCUGAAGGACGCGUACUUCCACGUCUCUUGCCUCGACAUUGACCCUUUCUACGGUUCGCGUUCGACGGCCAGGCUCAAUGGUAGCGCACCUCACCAACGAGUGCGCGCAAUCGGUGCUGAAAUGCCUCACCUUAUUCAAGCCAGGCACAGCGCUUCCUCUAAAACAUUUCCAGAAGCUCCUGGGGCAUAUGGUGUCCUCCGCGGUGGUCGCACCGCUGGGGUUGAUGCAUAUGAGACCGCUUCAGCACUGGCUCCAGACUCGAGUCCCGAGAUGGGCAUGGUGCCGCGGCACACACCGUGUGUUUAUCAUCCCUGUUUGCCACCAGACCUUCAAACCCUGGACAGACGUCUGUUUUCUACGGACUGGAGUCCCCUUACAGCAGGUGUCCCGAUGUGUUCUGGUCACUACAGAUGCCUCCAAACAGGGUUGGGACGCCGUGUGCAAUGAGCAUGCAGGCAACUUUAUGCCCUGAAGUGGCGCUUGUUCGCGAAUUGGUGUUCUUCCCAGUCCGAAGACCUGCAGAGGUGCGCAGUAGGAUAUCUCAAUGCAAAGAAGUGACAUUAUGCCAUUGUCUUAUUCAAUUGGUAAGAUCACAUUUGUUGAUCUACCAGAAUACUUUGAAGAUGCAUCAGUCAUAGAGGGAAAGGUUAAAGCUGAGUUCUCAAAUGGGACCCCAGUUCCUAACUUGAGGGUUUUUGUUUAUGAUCAGAGUGCUUCUUACAUUAAACCCCUUGAGCUCACCACAGACAAUAAUGGGCUUGCCACCUUUAAUAUAUCCAUACCAAAAAGGACCUCUGUUUCCCUAUUGGCAGCUGUUUCUGAAGGCAAUCAGUUUGGCCCACAGUUCAUUUUUGAAAGUUCACACAAAUUUAUGCUUCUCAAACCCACAACCAAAACAAGUCAACUGACAAUAAAGACGCUACAGGAACCAUUGAAGUGUGAGGUGACGAUUCCAAUAUCCGUGCAGUACACUAUUGCUGGAGAGAAAACUGAAAGUUACUCUGUUACCAUGCUCUACCUGGUUGUAUCUAAAGGAGAAAUAAUUCUUCAGGGGUUUAAGAACAUUGAAGUCAAAGGCUCUGAUGGGAUAUUGGAGGGAGAAGUUCUAUUCAGGGUGCAUGUUCAUGUCAAGAUGUCUCCGUCUAUGCAGUUCCUUGCCUACUGUGUGCUGCCCAGUGAGAUUGUACUGGCUGCUUCCAGAGCAUUUCAAGUUGAAAAAUGCCUUGAAAGCAAGGUGUCCCUGCAGUUCUCUCCUGCUACUGCAGUACCAGGUGAAGAAAACACUCUUCAGCUUUCAGCAGAACCAGGUUCACUGUGUGGCCUCAGUGCUGUAGAUCAAAGUGUACUGAUAAUGGAGAAACAUAAACGUCUGAACAUGGACAAUGUCUUCAUCUUUUUACCACGUCUACAUCUUUCGUAUUACAUAGAAGAUCCAAUCGAAUGCCUUGAUGUUAGAUACAGAAGAAGUAUUGCUAUGGGCUACACUUAUCCUCAGUCCUUCCCUUACCCUUCACAGAAUACAGAAUACGCUGUCUAUGAGUUAUUUAGGAACAUGGGAUUGAAGGUGGCAACAAAUUUGAUUCUUAGAACACCGACUUGUGUUAAAUUCAGAGAUGUGUUAUAUCAAAGAGUAUAUGGUGGCGUUCUUGGUGGUGAAGUAUAUGCAGGUGGUCAAGGAAUUGGUCAUUAUGUACCUGGAGUUGCAGCAGCAGGUGUAUUAGUAGGAGGUGGACUACCAGGAACUGGAUUAGCAUCAAAUGUAGGAACAGGAGUUCGAGGAGCAGGAGUACUAACUGAAGAAACAAUUCGCACAUAUUUCCCAGAAACUUGGAUUUGGGAACUUGUUGAGGUUGGAGACUCUGGAUCGACACAAGUUCCUGUUAAGGUUCCUGACACCAUCACCACUUGGGAGACGGAGGCUUUCUGUUUGUCCUCCAAAGGUCUGGGUCUGGCUCCUCCUGCUCAGCUCACAGUUUUCCAGCCCUUCUUCCUGGAGCUCUCUCUGCCUUACUCCAUCAUCCGUGGGGAGAUAUUUGAGCUGAAGGCCACUGUCUUCAACUAUCUGCCCAAGUGUAUCAUGGUUAAAGUAACUCCAGCUCAUUCUUCAGACUACACUCUUAAAGCCUCCUCUGAUGAUCAGUAUUCAUCCUGUUUAUGUGCUAAUGGAAGAAAAACCUUUAAAUGGAUUCUCACUCCUUCUGUUCUGGGAGUCUUUAAUAUUACGGUCAGUGCAGAGGCAGAGCAGUCCCAAACUAUGUGUGAUAAUGAGAUUGUAAGCGUGCCAGAGAGAGGACGCAUUGACACAGUCACAAAAAGCUUACGUGUAAAUGCUGAAGGAAUUGAAAAAACUCACAGUCAUAGCUGGUUGAUUUGCCCAAAGGGCCAAAAUAUCUCAGAAGAGGUGGAGCUGACUCUUCCCAAAAACACGAUAGAGGGAUCAGCAAGAUUCUCUGCUUCAGUCCUUGGAGACAUAUUGGGCCGUGCGCUGCAGAAUCUUCAUGGAUUAUUACGGAUGCCAUUUGGUUGUGGAGAGCAGAACAUUGCUGUUCUUUCUCCCAAUAUUUACAUUCUACAGUACCUGGAGAACACUGAGCAGCUGACCUCAGCCAUUCGAGAGAGAGCCACCGGCUUCCUUAAGAGUGGGUAUCAGAGGCAGCUGAACUAUGAGAACUCAGAUGGAUCAUAUACCACAUUUGGUCAAGGAGAGGGAAAUACAUGGUUGACUGCUUUUGUGCUGAGGACUUUUGGGAAAGCACAAAGUUAUAUCUUUAUUGAGCCAGAUAAAAUUGAGAAAAUCAAGCAAUGGCUGAUAUUCCACCAAAGACCAGAUGGUUGUUAUGAGAGCAAAGGAAAACUCUUCCAUAACAGAAUGAAGGGGGGUGUAAGUGACAGCGUGACAAUUACUGCCUACAUAACUGCAUCACUUCUUGAACUGAACACAUCAGUUAUGGAACCUGCUGUGAAUAAAGGCUUGUCUUGCUUAAAGAGCUUCGCUGGUGAUUUCCGAAAUACAUACACCACUGCUUUGCUCACCUACACCUUUAGUCUGGCUGGAGAUAAAUUAACUCGGAACUAUCUUUUCAGAAAUUUAUGGAUCUCUGCGAUUUCAGAAGGAACUCAUCUGCACUGGUCUCAAGUUGCAUCUGAUGAUGUGUCUGAUUCUCUGGCAGUGGAGAUCAGUUCAUAUGUGCUGCUAGCUGUUCUCACUACAGAUUCAGUCAAUACAGCUGAUCUGGGUUAUGCCAACAGGAUUGUCAACUGGCUUGUGAAGCAGCAGAAUGCCUAUGGAGGAUUCUCCUCCACCCAGGACACAGUUGUGGCCCUUCAGGCUCUGUCUUUGUACGCCACUAAAGUGUUCAGCUCAGAUGGCUCCAGCACAGUGACUGUACAGUCUGCAGGAGACACUCACCACUUUGAUGUGAAUCAGGACAACAAGUUAUUGUACCAGGAGAGGCCACUGCAGAACGUUCCAGGCAAAUACAGUAUUGAAGUGAAGGGCUCCACCUGUGUGUCUGUGCAGAUGUCUCUUUUCUACAAUAUACCCACACCCCGCGAAUCCAAGACAUUACAUGUCUAUGCGAAAACUGAGGGAGCGUGUGACAAAUCUAUCAAACAAAAUCUUGAUGUCAUAUUUAGCAUUGUGUAUAAUGGAACACAAGCCAGUACCAACAUGGUCAUUGUGGAUGUGAAACUUUUGUCCGGUUUCACCGUGGACACUUCAUCCCUGGAUUUGAUAAAGCAAGCAGAACCUGUGCAUCGUGUUGAAUCUAAAGAUGACCAUGUCAUCAUGUAUUUACAAGAGGUUGAAAGGAACGUAUCUGUCCUCUACACACUACGUAUCAAACAGAUCCUCUCAAUUAAGAAUCUCAAGCCAGCAGUGAUAAAAGUCUAUGACUACUAUCAUACCAAUGACCGGUCUGAAACAGAAUACUUAAAUCACUGUGGCUGAGGAGUGACACUGCAGGUACUCAUCAGAUCAACAGGGCCUAUACAGUAUAACUGUGUUCUGUUAUAUUGGGUUAGUAAUUAUGUAGCUGUAAGUGUUAAUUUGUAAUAUUACUAUGGUCUUACUGAUUGUAUUAUUUUUUAUAAGACUUGUUUUUAAUGUUAAAGCUAGGGUGUGCAAUGUUUUCCAGAAAACAAAUUUGUUAUACUGGUUGAAAGUCUCUUCACAUCCUGAUAGUAAUCAAUAAUUUAAAUUGUCUAAAUGUAAAAAAUAUAUAUGUAAUAUAUGUAUAUCUUCUGUGGAAGGGACAGGACUAAUAAAUGAUCGACCAAUCAUUGCAUUUGAUCCAAAUGUCCUUCCUGUCUGUCAGUCUAUAUUUGCAUAAUGCUGCACAACUUGUUUGCUUUUGACCUAGAACAGUAUGAGUGCCACUUUUUAUUUUUUGCAGUCAUUUAGAUUCAUCAAAUCAUGUCCAGUUUUGUGUGUGUGUGUGUGUGUGUGUGUGUGUGUGUGUGUGUGUGUGUGUGUGUGUGCGUGUAUUUAUCACUUUGUGGGGACCAAAUGUCCCCAUAAGGAUAGUAAAACCUGAAAUUUUUGACCUUGUGGGGACAUUUUGUCGGUCCCCAUGAGGAAAACAGCUUAUAAAUCAUACUAAAUUAUGUUUUUUGAAAAGGUAAGAAUGCAGAAAGUUUUCUGUGAGGGUUAGGUUUAGGGGUAGGGUUAGGUUUAGGGGAUAGAAUAUAACGUUUGUACAAUAUAAAAACCAUUAUGUCUAUGGAAAGUCCCCAUAAAACAUGGAAACACAGCGCGCGCGUGUGUGAGUGUGAGUGUGUGUGUGUGUGUGUGUGUGUGUGUGUGUGUGUGUGUGUGUGUGUGUGUGUGUGUGUGAGCAUGUAUUUAUCACUUUGUGGGGACCAAAUGUCCCCAUAAGGAUAGUAAAACCUGAAAUGUUUGACCUUGUGGGGACAUUUUGUCGGUCCCCAUGAGGAAAACAGCUUAUAAAUCAUACUAAAUUAUGUUUUUUGAAAAUGUAAAAAUGCAGAAAGUUUUCUGUGAGGGUUAGGUUUAGGGGAUAGAAUAUACAUUUUGUACAGUAUAAAAACCAUUAUGUCAAUGGAAAGUCCCCAUAAAACAUGGAAACACAACAUGUGUGUGUGUGUGUGUGUGUGUGUGUGUGUGUGUGUGUGUGUGUGUGUGUGUGUGUGUGUGUGUGUGUGUGUGUGUGUGUGUGUGUGUGUGCGUGUUUCCAGAUGAAAAGUGGAGGACAAGUCACCAAGCCUUGUACGGCUCUGAUGAAGGAAACCAUUUUUAAUUUUUAAAAUGAAUGUCAAAAAUGACAAAUAGGGCUUUCCUUUUGAAACAUUUGUUGAAUGUGACAUUGUGCCUAAUAAUAUACUGUAAAAUACUGCAAAAAAGAAAAGUGUAUUUUUGUUCAUGUAAUACAUCUAUUGUUCCCUUCUUUAUCAGGUUAUAUAGCUGGAUAGUUGUUAUAAUACAAUAACACUGCAUUUUUAUUACACAAACAGUAAAUGCUGUAAUUUGAUGUACAUCAAUUUAAUAACUGAAAGGAAUAAAUACAAUAUACAAAACAGUAUAAUUGUGAAUACCUACGUUUUUGAUUUUUUUUCUCUGAAAUGUCACUUUGGUUUUCAGUGGCAUUGCAUAGGUUGUAAUUUCUACAUUAAAGGUGCAAAAAUUCUGAUAU